Messenger RNA from Geodia barretti, 954 nucleotides. NCBI's taxonomy places the organism in Eukaryota, Metazoa, Porifera, Demospongiae, Tetractinellida, Geodiidae. The record is from the annotation of a GenBank genome assembly.
AUGGAGGAAGGACCUAGUGCAAAGAAGGCAAAGCUGACAUCACCAGACCACGGCUGUCAGGAUUUCUCCCACCUCCUCCCCCCUCACUACCGACAGCAGGUCCGCUCGUGGCUCCAAGAGGACAUUCCCAGCUUCGACUACGGGGGGUUCGUGGUGGGAAACGGCCGCAGAGAAGCCGUGCUACUCUGCAAAUCUCCAGGCGUACUCUGCGGGGUCCCGUUCUUUACGGCCGUCUUUGAGGAGCUGGGUUGCGGUGUGGAGUGGCUCCACACUGAAGGCAGCGUGCUCCAGCCUGUAUGCGAGGCGGCAAGGGUAUCUGGACCCGUAAACAAACUCCUUCAAGGCGAGCGCACUGCUCUCAACCUUCUAACGCGGGCAAGUGGGAUAGCCACCCACGCUCGGGACUUGGCGAAGGAGGUUGAGAGAAUUGGUUGGCUGGGUGAGGUGGCUGGGACACGCAAGACCACUCCUGGAUUUAGACUCGUGGAGAAAUACUCCCUGAUGGUGGGUGGGGUUUCGACUCAUCGCCACGAUCUAUCCCAGAUGGUAAUGCUCAAAGACAACCACAUCUGGUCUGCAGGCAGCGUGUGUCUCGCAGUCGGCAAAGCCAGAAAGGUUGCCGGGUUCAGUAUCAAGAUCGAAGUCGAGUGUCGCUCCAUUGCAGAGGCCAAGGAGGCUGCCGAAGCAGGUGCAGAGAUCGUGAUGCUGGACAAUUUCGAGCCCGCUGCUCUGGCUGUGGCGGCAAAGAGCCUCAAACGUGAUUUCCCUCACCUAACUAUCGAGGCAAGUGGAGGCAUCCGCCGUGAAACUCUCGCUCAGUUUUGCCUGCCAGAGGUGGACGUGGUGUCUCUCAGUACCACAACUCAGGGCUAUUCAACUGUCAAUUUCUCUCUCAAACUGUGCGUUGAGGGCCACGAUCCUCACAACCCAAAGGUGACCCUGAGCAAUGUCUAG